UCCUGUUGAAUGUUAUAGUAGUUGAAAUAAUAGUCAUACCAUGCGUGACAGAUUAUAUGAACGAAAAUGUCGCGUUGUAGCGAAAUAUGCCUACUCGAAAUUAUUUUGGUAUCAUUAAACUUGAUCAAAUAAAGGCAGCUUCAGUCGAAUGUUUUGUAGACAAGUUAAUUAAUGAAUCAUCCACAAGCAUUCAUCAGUCGAUAUAAACGAAUUAUUUUGUUACAGAUGAGCAAAACCACUCGCGUAUAGGCGUACUGCAUAAAUUUACUUUAGAAAAAAAGGAUGGAAAGAAUGAAAGCACUUUGUUUCUGCGCACAUGCUCUCCGAAAUGUCAAAGUUCUACCAAUACUAAUAAUGGGACUGCAUUACAUGGAGACACAAACUCUCUCCGGGCAAGUACGCUCCACCCAUCGAUAAUUCCACAAUCGUUAACAAUGCGCAGCUCCUUAGCGUUGUUUGCUUACAUUCUUUUCCUCGUGUGUCUUCGACAGUUUCAUCAAUCACGUGAUAAUUGCGAGUUACUUAACUGGUAAUUCAAGCGUAAUCGCAAGUACUCUUGUUACUUUUCCAUGGACCUUUGGACCCUUGUUGUCAUUGUUUCGUUACAUUGCCUGUGAUAUCAACAAUUUCACUUCGUUAUAAUUUGUUCAGCGGCGAAGGGAUGGAAUCUCGCAAUAGUAUCGUGGGAGAUUCUUGGGUUGGCAUGAUCAUUGGAACUCAACAGUCUACUGUCAUUCCAUAUGGUGUAAGAUGAAUAAAUGGUUUUUAUUUCCGUUUCAGACUGCGGGUGCAUUCGAGUUCCAUUAAUCUAAAGUCAAAUCCUCUUUGAAAGAUGGCAACCACCGUGCCAAGCUUCGUAGUGGACAAUGUGACGUCUUCUUCAGACUACAGCCUCCUUGGCGCAUUCUCGCACCCUUUACUCAUCGAGAUUGUCAUAUCUACCAUUGUAUGGCUCAUGUGCAUUUUAGCGGUGUUUGGUAACAUUCUUAUCUUUGUAGUGAUUCUCAAAGACAAGCAGCUGAGGUCUAACGUAGCCAAUAUGUACAUUCUGAACCUUGCCAGCGCAGACUUAUGUGUUGGGAUCAAUUCUCUGACAAUUAAAAAUAUUUGGCGGUAUACCGGCAACUGGCCCUUUCAGCGAGGCGUGUGCACCUUCUGGACUGUCGUGGAUUAUUCGGCGUGCAUGCAGGGCGCCUUCGCAGUGACACUCAUCAGUCUUGAUCGUUAUUUCAUGGUGACCAAAUUCCUGGAGUAUCGAAAGUACAACAGCAGGAGACUUGCUUGCGGCCUCAUCACAGUCACCUGGACGCUCGCGUUGCUAGUCAAUGCUUUCCCAGUUUUGGGCAAUGAACUAUGGCCCACAACGACAGACUUUGGUAUGAUUAACUACUCAGUAACCUGCGAUUUCAGCGUGCUGCACAUUAUUUCCUUUAACAUUGCUCAAAUAGUUGUAGGGUUCUUUGCACCGGCAAUCAUCUUAGCUUACUUGAAUUUCAAGGUGUACGCCAACAUCCUGAAGCGCUCCAAAAGCUUGGUUCGCACGGAAGUUUCUCCAAUGCAGCUAGACACAAUCCACCCACCGGCAGAGCCCGGUGCUAAAAAAGAUUCACACGUCAACAGUACUCACCGAUCACAAGACACCAAAAGGUCCUACAAAACUCACCGGAAGGCCGCUAUCACGCUGGCCCUUAUCGUGGGCGUGUUUUUCAUAUGUUGGUCCCCCUAUUACGUCUUGCAGUUCCUGUUGGUAACGAAAGUGAUAGAUGUUAGCUGGCUGUUGUGGAAUGGUGUGUACUACACUGUGUGGGUCAACUCGGCGAUCAACCCGUUCAUCUAUGCCGCUACUAAUCCUAGAAUUAGGCGGGGUACUAUCAAAGUCAUCUGCUAUUGGAACCACCGACUCCGAAGAAAAAUUCGCCCAUUGUAAUGAUAUCAAUCACUGCCACGAUAAUGGAUUUGCUCAAUCUUAA
Molecule: messenger RNA, 1970 nt
Organism: Patiria miniata (bat star)
Lineage: Eukaryota; Metazoa; Echinodermata; Asteroidea; Valvatida; Asterinidae
Product: histamine H3 receptor-like
Exons: 1
Coding region: 833-1927 (364 amino acids)
Biological process (GO): chemical synaptic transmission; adenylate cyclase-inhibiting G protein-coupled acetylcholine receptor signaling pathway; G protein-coupled receptor signaling pathway, coupled to cyclic nucleotide second messenger
Cellular component (GO): membrane; dendrite; synapse
Molecular function (GO): G protein-coupled acetylcholine receptor activity; G protein-coupled serotonin receptor activity
Source: RefSeq, a predicted model, not a curated record